Lachancea mirantina is the source of this 2385-nucleotide messenger RNA. The record is from the annotation of a GenBank genome assembly. Lineage: Eukaryota; Fungi; Ascomycota; Saccharomycetes; Saccharomycetales; Saccharomycetaceae.
AUGGCUGGUAGUUCGGGGCACAAUAGUGCGGCGCCCGGACUUUUUCCCAGCCUUCCAAUCGAAGAACUUUCAGAUGCAGUUACUGUCGAUUCCGGGACAUUCACACGAGUCGUGAAUGUACUUCCGGAUGAUUACAAAGAUCAGAUGGCAGACGACAAAUUUUAUUUGACGCGAUUGUACCGGCGCAUGCAGGGUGAUAUGCAUGAACAAGGGCUGCUUUACCAGACGUUUAAUGAGUACGAUAGGGCACUGAAUAAAGAACUAAAAAUGCGAGAUAAAUUGAAAGAUACGGAAAAAUUAAGUUCCGAAAGUGGCAUUAGGCUUGGUACCGCAGAAGACAUUUAUACUACGUUUACAAGAGGAAUCACAUCGCCGGCGAAAGUGCAUUCUUCAUCAUCUAAGCGCUUCAAAUCGCUUUUCCACCGACAAAGAACUGAAAUGUCACUUUACAGAGAGAAAAAUUUGAUCUUGGAUGCAAAAUCUAACCAAACUGCUGUUAUUGAUGAGGAGAUUCUGGAGAAUGAUUAUAUUGACUGCCGAUUUGAAAAAAAUAAGCAUCUGGUAUGCGAAGAAAUCGAGGCCUCAACGUCUCGAAGCUCGUCGGAUUUGAUUUUCCAAGCGAAUCGCAUGCAUGCUGAAAGACCCACUAUACAGCGGAAGUUGAAAGUCCGGCAUCUACAAAUGAUAUCACUGGGCGCAACGAUUGGUGUCGGGGUGGUCUUGAAUUCUGGAAAAGCUUUCUCAAUUGCUGGACCUUUGGGAGCUUUGAUUGGAUAUGCUAUAGGUGGUUCUAUAAUAUUAGCGACUCUUCUUUCGUUUGCAGAAGUCGUGGCACUCAUUCCACUGAUCAGUGGCAUUUCAGGGUUUUGUUCUCGGUUUGUUGGGGAAGCAUUCGGGUUUAGUGUAGGCUGGUGUCAUUGGCUGUCCUAUGCGGUAGCAUUUCCGUCCGAGCUUAUCGCCUCGACCAUCAUACUUUCCUACUACCCGGUAUUUGCACCACUUUCCACAGACAAAGCUUGGACAGCAACUACAAUCACGGUGAUGGUAGUAGUCCUCACGUCGCUCAAUUUAAGCGACGUGCGGUUUUACGGAGAAUUCGAAUAUCUUGCAAGUGCUCUCAAGCUACUGGUAGUUUUGACACUUAUUCUUUUAAUGAUAAUACAAAAUGUGGGGGCCCUGGGAGGCCCUUUUAUCGGUUUUAAAUUCUGGAAUUCAAGCAAAUCUCCAUCCGCUGAUAUCACUUUUGGACCGUUUCGACCCACUUUCGAUCUUCUCGAUACGGGCUAUGGCUCGAAAAACGGCGUCCCGGGAUUUGGCGGCGGUAUUUGCAGCUGCAUCGCUUCGUCCUUGGUGGCAGUAUUCUCGUACGUUGGCUCCGAGAUAGGAUUUGUGGCGGCAAGUGAAGCUCAAAAUCCCCGCAAAGCAGUCCCCACAGUUACCAAGAGAAUAUUCACACGUGUGAUCGUAUUUUACAUUCUGUCCAUAUUCGUGGUUGGUCUCAAUUUUUAUUCUGGUGAUCCAAGACUGUUACGUUACUACUCGCCAAAUAAUGUAUCCGCGGCGUCCCAGACAAACUAUAGCAAUUUUGAUGGUGUCAUAAACUUACUAGGGGGACUUAAUUGCUAUACUGCGUCUAAUCCAAACUUCUUAUUGCACGAAAGCUCAAGUCAAUCUCCUUGGGUAAUUGCGUUACAGUCUAUCAAGAGAUGCCGUUUAUCGUCUGCUGUGAACGGACUUUUCGUUGGGAUCGGUAUUUCCGCUGCCAGUUCACAGCUCUACGCUUCAAGCCGAACACUGUACUCAAUGGCAACUCAACGAAAGGCACCAUCCUUUUUUCUAAGGUGCACCAAAGCAGGCGUUCCGUAUGCGUGUGUCAUUUUUUGUGGGCUCUUCGGGUUUUUGAGCUUACUGUGUCUGAAUCUGAACAGUACGGAGACUUUUGUUGUUUUCGUGAAUAUUGGCACAAUGGGCAGCGUUAUCAUGUGGAGUGCCAUGAAUUUUGCAUUUUUAAGAUUCUAUCUCGCGUUGAAGAGAAGACCCGACAUUAUCUCAAGACAUCUCAGAGAGUACCCGUACAAAUCGCCACUACAACCGUAUCUUGCUUGUUACGGGUUAGUCAUGACGCUGCUGCUGUUGCUGCUGAACGGGUUCCAGAAUUUUUUCUAUUGGCAAACCCAGAAUUUCAUUUCAAGCUACCUUACAAUCGUUGUGUUUCUCGUGUUGUUUGUUGGGUACGGUUGGCGGAAGGGAUACGCGAUUUACAGGCUGGACCAGAUAGAUUUGGAUUUAGGGAGACGCGAGCUCGACAGAGUCAUCUGGAAAGAAAAGAUUAAUUAUUCUUUGAGCAUGAAGGAACUGUUUAAUAGAUUUAUAAGUUACCUAUAA